GGGGGGUGAGCUGCCGAGUGCCAGUGCAGACAGAGCGUCCUUUCUUCCCUUCCCACGCUUUCUUUAACUCCAGCGAAAAAGCCAUUCCCUAAACCCUCUUUAUCGCUUUCACCCAUUUACUAAUUCAACCAACCUCAAAUUAUCAAAUCAAAUCAAAUCGAACAAUAACGAAGAAGAAGAAGAAGAAUCUUUAACCUAUCCAGAUAUUCUCUAAUAUGUUUGUGUUUUUCCACUUUUGGUGCUCCUCUCUCUCUCUCCCCUCUUUCUGAGCACAUGGAUCGUUCCAAUGCUUAGCUGUGGUGGUGUUCUUCGAAGCAAUUGAAGAAGAGGAGAAGUCGAUUGCCAAGUGGAAGGAACAAAAACAAUGGGGGCUACAAGAUCUCUACUGCUGUUUCUGUCGCUUUCGAAUUUACUCUGUCUUCUUCUCGUCGAUUCAUCAAUGGCUCAGAUUCCAGGUUUCGUAAGUCUCGACUGUGGAGGUACAGAUAAUCACACAGAUGAGCUAGGCAUCGAAUGGAGUUCGGAUAACUACAUGUCGAGAGGACAAAUUGCAACGAUUUCGGUCGCCAACGAGACAAGAAGACAGUACACGACGCUGAGAUACUUCCCGGCUGACGACAACAAAUAUUGCUAUACACUAAGUGUCGUCAGAAGGACGCGGUACCUCGUACGAUCGACUUUCUUGUACGGAAACUUCGACGACAACAAUGUCUACCCCAAGUUCGACGUUUCCUUCGGAGCGACACAUUGGGCUACGAUAGUCGUUUCCGACUCUACCACGAUCGAGACGCAGGAGUUGAUUUUUCUGGCCACCGAUCCUUCCGUCAGUGUUUGUUUGUCGAAUGCCUCGACUGGGCAGCCCUUCAUAUCCACCCUCGAGCUCCGACAAUUCAACGGUUCGAUUUACAUGAAUCAGUACGAGAACGAUUUCUUCCUCAGUGUCUCGGCUCGAAUAAACUUUGGCGCAGAAAGCGAUGCUCCCGUCAGAUAUCCCGACGAUCCGUUCGACAGAAUAUGGCAGUCUGACUCCAUCAAGAAAGCAAACUACCUCGUCGACGUUGCUCCGGGGACGGAAAAGAUAUCGACCGUAAAAAUGAUCGACGUCAUGAGAGACGAAUGGCCGCCCCAGAAGGUGAUGCAGACAGCAGUCGUAGGUAGGAAUGGGUCACUGACUUAUCGGUUGAAUCUCGACGGCUUCCCGAGUUUCGGUUGGGCAUUUACCUACUUAGCCGAGAUCGAAGAUCUAUCCCCGGCUAGCACUAGAAAAUUUCGACUUGUUCUUCCCGGGAAUCCCGACGUCAGCAAGGCUGUCGUUAACAUCCAAGAGAAUGCGCAAGGGAAGUACCGAUUAUACGAGCCGGGAUAUUACAACAUCUCCCUGCCGUUCGUUCUGUCGUUCAGAUUCGGGAAGACAGCUGAUUCGAGUGAGGGGCCUCUACUGAAUGCCAUGGAGAUAAAUAAGUAUAUUGAAAAAAGUUACGGCUCCGCAGAUGGUCUGGUUCUUGCGGCUUUAGCCGUGACUUAUCCAUCGUUCGAUUGGGCGCAGGAAGGCGGAGACCCGUGCGUACCGGCGCCGUGGACUUGGGUUCGAUGCAGCUCGGAUAUGCAGCCAAGAAUAACAUCCAUUAAACUGUCUGGAAAGAAUCUGACCGGAGAUAUUCCGAGGGAGUUUGCGAAGUUGGGCGGCCUAGUCGAGCUAUGGCUCAACAAUAACUCGCUCGCUGGUUCGAUUCCGGACUUUUCCGGAUGUCCUAAUUUGAAAAUAAUACACAUCGAGAAUAAUCUUUUAACCGGUGGCCUACCUCCUUCUUUGGCAGAUCUUCCGAAUUUGAGAGAACUGUACGUUCAGAAUAAUAUGUUGUCUGGAGAAGUCCCGCCUCGUCUUCUUACCAAAGAUCUGAUCUUGAACUACACAGGAAAUCCCGACCUUCAUGAAGGAGACAAUCGUGGAAACCGCAAGAAAAUUUUUGUCGGAUUAUUGGCCGGAGGAAGUGUUCUACUUAUUGUCGGUAUUACUUCUUUCUUUCUGCUGCCGACGCUAAAGAGGAUUCUUCGUAAGCUUUGUUCUCAAGAAAAAUCUUCCGAUGGUUUGCUCCCUGAACGCUCUCCGUCGUCGCUGGCCGAUCCCGCAGCGGAAUCUGCACAUUGUUUCGCUUUAUCCGAAAUUGCGGAGGCCACAAACAACUUCGAGAGGAAAAUUGGAUCGGGAGGUUUCGGGGUUGUCUACUACGGGAGAUUUAAGGACGGGAAGGAAAUUGCCGUCAAAGUCUUGAUAAACGAUACUUUUCAGGGGAAACGGGAGUUCUCGAAUGAGGUUUCGCUUCUUUCGCGGAUACACCAUCGAAACUUAGUACAGUUCCUCGGGUACUGUCAGGAAUCGGGAAAGAGCAUUCUUGUGUACGAGUUCAUGCAUAACGGGACUCUUCGGGAGCACCUUUACGGGACAUUUGAUCGCGGACAAGGUAUUGAUUGGAUCAAGCGCCUCGAGAUUGCCCACGACGCCGCGAAAGGAAUCGAGUACCUUCACGUCGGCUGCGUGCCAUCGAUCAUCCAUAGAGAUUUGAAGACGAGCAAUAUCCUUCUCGACAAGAACAUGAGAGCUAAGGUUGGAGAUUUUGGUCUUUCGAAAAUCGCCGUCGAUGGAGUGUCCCACGUGUCCAGCGUCGUUCGAGGAACCGUCGGCUAUCUCGAUCCCGAGUAUUACAUCUCCCAGCAGUUAACCGACAAAAGCGACGUCUACAGCUUCGGAGUCAUUCUUCUCGAGCUAAUAUCUGGUCGGGAAGCUAUCUCGAACGAAAGCUUCGGCAGCAACUGCAGAAACAUCGUCCAAUGGGCGAAGAUGCACAUGGGUAACGGCGACAUACGGAGUAUCAUCGACCCGACAUUGCAGAGCUACGAAAGCCAGUCGAUGUGGAAAAUAGCCGAGAAAGCUUUGAUGUGUGUGCACGCAAACGGGAGCGCUCGACCGCCGAUUUCGGAAGUGGCUAAGGAGAUCCAAGACGCCAUCGCCGUCGAGAAGGGCGCGGAAAUCAGUUCGGGCGAGGUAUCCCGACAUUCUGCCCAUUCUUCUUCUUUAAAUUUGCCUGCCGUCGAGCUGCAGCAUUUGUCGGUAGAAGAUUACGUAAACCAGCCGACGCCUCGGUAGAAACUUCGUACACUAGUGAUGCUCUCUAACCAUUCUUUCGACGCUUUUUUCGUCGAUUUUUUGUUUCGAAUUUGGGUUUUUUUUUUUAGUCUCUAUUCUUGAUGCUUAUUUUGUACAUUCCAAAAAUUUGCGUGCUUCGAUUCCGUGUACAAAGAAUGGUACAUUUUGAUAUUUGAUGAGAGUAUAGGUAACUAGAGGAUUUGGUAA
Messenger RNA from Andrographis paniculata, 3352 nucleotides. RefSeq names its product probable LRR receptor-like serine/threonine-protein kinase At1g67720. Lineage: Eukaryota; Viridiplantae; Streptophyta; Magnoliopsida; Lamiales; Acanthaceae. The record is from RefSeq and is a predicted model, not a curated record. Gene Ontology annotation, biological process: protein phosphorylation. Gene Ontology annotation, molecular function: protein kinase activity; protein binding; ATP binding. The coding region runs from base 365 to 3145 and encodes 926 amino acids. The transcript is spliced from 14 exons.